Phyllopteryx taeniolatus (common seadragon) is the source of this 3548-nucleotide messenger RNA. It is a transcript of the gene slc2a11l, whose product is annotated as solute carrier family 2 member 11, like. Gene Ontology annotation, cellular component: membrane. NCBI's taxonomy places the organism in Eukaryota, Metazoa, Chordata, Actinopteri, Syngnathiformes, Syngnathidae. The record is from RefSeq and is a predicted model, not a curated record. The coding region runs from base 7 to 1518 and encodes 503 amino acids. The transcript is spliced from 13 exons. Gene Ontology annotation, biological process: monosaccharide transmembrane transport. Gene Ontology annotation, molecular function: hexose transmembrane transporter activity.
AGACCAAUGAUGCUACAGCACCUAACACUCCUGCUGGACUGUCCUCUUGUUAUCGUUGCCAUUUUCAUCUCGGGCAUCGGCGGGACAUUUCAGUAUGGAUUCGGAAUAUCUGUGGUGACAUCCCCUUCUGCUUACCUCAAGGAGCUGAUGAACCAAACAUGCAUAGAGCGAUACAAUGUCUACAUACAGGACUGGCAGGUCUCGCUCAUCUGGUCCUUCACUGUGUCCAUUUUUAGCAUUGGGGGCUUGCUGGGCUCGUUACUGGCAGCCCCGUGCCUGGGGGUUGUUGGCAGGAGAAAUUGUCUUUUGUUAAACAAUUUUGUGGCUAUAAUGGGAGCUGUGCUGAUGGUCUUGAGCCAAACAGCCAUGUCCUUUGAAAUGAUCAUGGUGGGGCGAUUUCUGUCCGGCAUCAAUUCAGGAAUCAGUCUGUCCGCUCACAGCUUGUACCUCACUGAAUGCACCCCAAAGAUGCUGCAAGGGAUGGUGGGCGUGACCAUCGCCACCUUCAUCGGCAUGGGGAAGUUCAGCGGUCAGCUUUUGGGCCUCAGUGAGUUACUUGGCACAGAGGAUAGAUGGCCCUGGCUGCUCGGCUUCAGUGGCUUCCCUGCACUAUUUCAGCUCGUCACCCUCCCGUUCUUGCCGGAGUCUCCCAAAUUCCUGCUGCUAAACCGAGGAGACCAGCCGGCCUGCGAGAAAGCUUUGACGAGGCUUUGGGGUAACAAGGACCACAGCGGGGAGGUGGCGGAGAUGUUGGAGGAGAAAGCUGCCCACCAGAACAUCCGAAGUCGCUCCGUGAUGGAGCUGAUUCGGGAAAGAAGCGUUCGCUGGCAGCUGAUGACCAUCAUCGUCACCUUCGUCUCGCUGCAAUUUUCUGGCAUCAACACAGUGUACGCCUAUUCCUUUGACGUGUUCCGUGCUGCAGGCAUUCACGAAUACCAGCUACGUUACACCACUUUGGGAAUGGGGAUGUGUGAAAUGUUUUCCUCUCUAGUGUGUUUCAUGAUCAUUGACAGCACGGGAAAGAAAUUGCUCCUCUUCGCAGGAUACAUCGCUAUGGCUGUCACUCUGGUGCUCCUCACCAUCACUAUCUAUCUGCAGCAUCACAUCUCCUGGAUAUCGUACUGCAGCAUGGCCCUCAUUUUCAUCUUCAUCUCCACUUUUUCCACUGGGCCAGGCGGAGUAAUAGCUCCUCUUCCGGGUCAAAUUUUCACUCAGGCUUUCAAAGCAAGUGCAUUCACUGUCGGCUGCACCAUCAAUUGGACUGGCAUGUUUAUAGUGGGGAUGACCUUCCCCAUCUUAGUGGACUACCUUGAUUCCUUCUGCUUUCUCAUAUUCUUUUUGGUGUGCUUUACUUCUGGGCUGUACGUGUACUUCAACGUGCCCAAGAUGAGGAAUAAAACAGCAUUGGAGAUCGCUGCUGACUUUCAGCAGAUGCACAGCAAGUCUGGAAGGUUGAAGAGGAAAAAAACAGAUGAGAAGCCACGUGAUGUCUUUAAAACAUACGAAACCAAAUUUUAGCUUUACUUGUCAAGUUCAGAUUGCAAAACUCAAAUAUGAAGAUAAAAUAGUUAGAAAAAAUGUGCUGAUAUUAGUUGCAAGGUAUACUUUCUUACAAACCCCAAUUCCAAUGACCUUGGGACGUGUAAAAUGUGAAUAAAAACAGAAUACAAUGAUAUGCAAAUCCUUCUCAACCUAUAUUAAAUUUAAUACACUACAAAGAUCAGCUUUUCAAUGUUCAAACUGAUCAACUUUAUUGCUUAAUUGCAAAUAUUCACAAAUUUUCGCAAGACGUUUAAAAAAAAAAACUUGGACGGAGACGAUUGGCUGGCGACCAGUUCAGGGUGUACCCCGCCUCUCGCCCAAAGAUAGCUGGGAUAGGCUCCAGCAUGCCCGCGACCCUAGUGAGGAUAGGGGGUACAGAAAAUGGAUGGAUAGAAUGGGACAGAGGCACGUUUACCACUGUAUUACAUCACCUUUUCUUUGCACUGAGGACACACACUGUUGAAGCUUUGUAGAUGGAAUUCUUUCCCAUUCUUGCUUGAUGACUUGACUUGACUUCAGUUGCUCAACAGUCUGGAGUCUCCUUUGUUGUAUUUCGCGCCACACAUUUUCCAAUGGAAGACAGGUGUGGUACAUGCACUCUUUUACUAUGAAGCCACGUUUUUGUAACACGUGCGGAAUGUGGCUUGAGCAUUGUCUUACUGAAAUAAACAGGGACGUCACUGAAAAAGAUUUUGCUUGGAUGGCAGCAUAUGUUGCUCCAAAACCUGUAUGUACCUUUCAGCAUUAAUGCUGUAUUCACAGAUGUGCAAUUUACCCAUGCGAUGGGCACCAACACACCCCAAUACCAUCACAGGUGCUGGCUUUUGAAGUUGAACUUUGAGCUGAUGGCAAUCAGGACGGUCCUUUUCGUCUUUGGCCCAGAGGGAACGACAUCCAUGAUUUCCAAAAACAAUUUGAAAUAUGGAGUCAUCAGACCACAGUACGCUUUUUACUUUGUGUCGCUCCAUCUCAGAUGAACUCAAGGCCAGAGAAGCCGGGUGCAUUACUGGGUGUUGUUGAAAUAUGGCUUUCACUUUGCAUGGUAGAGAUUUAACUUGUAGAUGUAACGACAACCUCUAAUAACUGACAAUGUUUUUCUGGAGGUUCCUGAGUCCAUGUGCCAAUAUCCUUCACACAAUGAUGUCGGUUUUUAAUGUAGUGCCGCCUGAGGGCUUGAAGCUCACGGGCGUUCAAAGUUGGUUUUCGGCCUUGCUGCUUGCAUGCAGAGAUUUCUCCAGAUUCUCUGAAUCUUUUAAUGAUAUUAUGGACCACUGAUGAUGAAAUCCUUAAAUUCUUUGUAAUCGUAAAUUGAGAAACGUUCUGCUUUUUGCUCAAGCAGUUGUCAAGUGGUGAACCUCAUGUUGGUGAACCCAUCAUUGCUUGUGAACAACUGAGCCUUUCGAGGAUGCUCCUUUUCAUGACACUCACCUGUUUCCAAUUACUUGUUGAAGCACUCCUCAACUUUCUCAGUCUUUUGUUGCCCCUGUCCCUGCUUUUUUGGAACGCGUUGCAGGCAUCAAAUUCAAAAUGAGUGAAUAUUUGUAAAAAAAACUAAUGUUAAUCAGUUAGAACAUUAAAUAUCUUGUCUUUGUAGGGUAUUCAAUUAAAUAUUCAUUUGCAGUACACAACGUCCCAACUUCAUUGGAAUUGGUGGGGUUCGCACAUGAGUGUGUGUGUGUGUGUGUGUCUGUGUGCGUGUUUUGUUUUUUUUUUUUAUAUCUUGAUGAGAUAUAACUUAUAUUAUAAAUAUAAAUAUUUUUGCGGUGUCGUGACUACUCUAUGCUUGGACUUCCCAUAGUUCUAAAGUUGUCUCAGCAAAGAUUAUACGUUGUACAUACUGCUUUUUGUUGUUGUAAUUUUCUGUUUGAAGCACAUUUUAUUUUUAUUUAAAGUUGUUAAUCACGCUGUAAAUAAUUGUAUCAUAUCAAAAACAGAAAAAAAUUGUAAUUCAUCAGCCAAUACAAAUGCUAGUAUAUACUCGUGUACUAAUACAGAUGUUGUUGUUC